Plasmopara halstedii is the source of this 705-nucleotide messenger RNA. RefSeq lists its product as uncharacterized. The record is from RefSeq and is a predicted model, not a curated record. NCBI's taxonomy places the organism in Eukaryota, Oomycota, Peronosporomycetes, Peronosporales, Peronosporaceae. The coding region runs from base 1 to 705 and encodes 234 amino acids. The transcript is spliced from 3 exons.
AUGUUAUUACGCACUUGGUCACGUCUUCAUAGCUCUGGAUCUCGUCGUUUCUCCACUCGAUGGUUUGGUAUUGAUUCUGAAUACAUUUCUAUGCGUGGAUUGGGUAUUGCUAAACGUGUAUUCAAUGAAUUACCUCAUUUCAUGCGUCAAUGUCAUGAGAAUCCACGCAUUUUUACGACUGGAUUGUCUGAUGAAGUACGUAGUUCGAUGUUUGUGUUGUUACAAUUUCCAUCAAAAACAAGAAUCGAUCUUCUCGAAUUUGUACAAGGCGCAGAGCAAGUGGCUCAUACAGUGCUACAAAGUCUUUAUACGUCGAAUUUCAAGAUGACCAAGACAUUUUUAGAGCAAUUCGCGACACCUCAAAGUCUUGAGAUAUUGCUAAAUAAACCAUCUCUAGCUUUACAAGGAGAGAAUUGUAUGCAUGUCAAGCUGGAACAGUUAGAUAUAAGUACUGCGACAUUGGAAGCUGUGGAGUACACGCGGGAAAGAUUUGUGGAAGAUAUCAAGAGCGAAUGGCUUACAAUUCGAGUGCAAUAUGAUGUCACGGAACACUUGCUGAUUUCAUCAGAAGAUAGAGAAAGUAUUGAAGACCGCCGUGUGAUUAAUACGCAAUUUGUCUGGACAUUUGAAGCGGAUGUCACGGAGCCAAAUGAAAAAGAAAAUCAAGAUCGACUUUUCAGAUCAAGUUUUCGUGCUCCGAAAUGA